Molecule: messenger RNA, 1064 nt
Organism: Aspergillus calidoustus
Lineage: Eukaryota; Fungi; Ascomycota; Eurotiomycetes; Eurotiales; Aspergillaceae
Source: the annotation of a GenBank genome assembly
CGACAAAUACCCAAACAUCCCACCUCUGGACGACCACCUCCCACCUCGCAACAGUCGUCCGUGUGAAGAAAGCUACAAUGGCCACUGUCCACGAAACAGCAGCAAGCGCCGUGCAAGCGCGCAACCGGAUCUCCCCGCACAUCUACAAGACCCCGCUCAUCCCCGCGCGAUCGCAAGAAAAUUCCACCAAACCCAGUACAGGAACGCGAAUCCUUUUCAAGGCCGAGAACUUCCAACGAACAGGCUCCUUCAAGCUCCGUGGCGCCAUGUCCAAACUGUCCGCCUUCUCCGGGAGCGGCAACAAACUCAUCACCGCGUCGUCUGGUAACCAUGGCAUCGCCGCUGCCUGCGCGGCUCAGACGCUCGGAAGGGACCUUACUGUCGUUCUCCCGGAGAAUGUUGUCCCCGCUAAGCUUCAGAAGAUCAAAUCGUAUGGUGUGCCUGUCAUUCUGCACGGGAGGGAGACUGGUCUUGCGGAGCAGCAUGCUCAACGCCUCGCGGGCUCGGGGUUGUACAGCUACGUCUCGCCCUACAAUGACCCCGACAUCAUCGCGGGGCAGGGGACGAUAGCGCUUGAGUUGCUGGAACAGUGCGAGCCGGGUGUCACCGUUGACAACAUCUUCAUUGCGAUGGGUGGCGGCGGACUAAUCAGCGGGAUCGGAAGCGUCAUGAAAGCCUUUAAUCCGCGUACGAAAAUCUGGGGAGUCGCAGCGGAAAACUCCAAGGCACUUGCGGCGUCUAUUGCCGCGGGGCGGGUCGCUGAAGUCGAGCAUCGCGAUACUCUGGCUGAUGCUGUUGCGGGGGGGAUGGACGCGGACUCGGUCACGCUGCCGCUCGCGAUGGCUGUUGUUGAUGAGACGGUCGAGUGUAAUGAGGAUGAGAUUCGGGAGGCAAUUCGGGUGCUUGCGUUCGAGGAGAAUAUGAUCGUUGAGGGAUCUGCUGCUCUCGCGUUCGCCGGGUUCAGGAAGGUGUUGGACCUUGUUCAGGGAGAGACUAGUGUGGUUGUCCUUUGUGGUGCCAAUUAUGACCGGGAUAGCAUCAAGGGUGUCCUUCUCGAUAUUUAA